AUGCCGCCACGAAUAAAUAUUCCGCCCGUUACACGUAUUCUCCUCAUUGCGCUUCUCGGCCAGUCCAUCCUCAGCGCUGCGAUCCGGUAUCGCCAAUGGACAGCCGACGCCAACAUCGUCAUUCCCUACUUGACACUGGUCCCGCAGCUGUCCAUUAUCUAUCCCUGGACGUUUAUAACCUCGACGUUUGUUGAGAGCAAUGUGUUUACGCUUGGUAUCGCUGCUGUUACGUUGUUCCAUGGAGGAAGAUAUCUCGAGAGAGCUUGGUCAUCGGCCGAGUUGGCAAAGUUCCUAGCUGUCGUCUCGCUGGUCCCCAACUUCCUGACUCUCUGCGUUAUGGUGCUCUGUUUUACUCUUUCGCGCAACGAGAGCUGGACCUUGACCGUUAUUGCAGGAACCAUCCCUGUGCAAAUCGCUUUCCUUGUCGCCUUCAGUCAACUCGUCCCAGCACACACCGUUACGCUCUUCCGCGGCGUCAUCUCUCUCCGAGUCCCUCGAUUCCCCCUUCUGUACAUCGGCCUGGUCUUCCUUUUGUCUCUGACCCCUAUCCUUAACAGGGCUGCCCUGUGGCUUGCUAUCUUUGGAUUCCUUACCAGCUGGACCUACCUCCGAUUCUACAAGACCGUGUUCCCAGACCUUGACUCUUCUCAAGAUGCAUCCCUCCGCGGCGAUGCGAGCGAAACUUUUGCAUUCGCCGAGUUCUUCCCCGGUCCCGUGAAGCCAUUCGUCGCUGCUGUCGCUGAUCAGAUCUUCCUGGUGUUGGUGGCCAUGCGAUUAUGCACGCCGUUUGCGCAAGCGGAGGCUUCUCGAAACGAUACCCGGAUUCAACGUAAUGCCCCUGGAGGUGCUCGCGCUGAGGCUGAGAGAAGGAGAGCUAUUGCGCUCAGAGCCUUGGACCAGAGGCUGCAUGCUGCGACAAGUAACCCAGUUGCGCAAAAAUCUUCUCAGCCUCCUAGCCGGCCGACUGGCCCGACAGUACAGAGCCAGCCUCAGCCUGCUACACAGACUGCUAUGGCAUCGCAGCCUGGCCCCCUGCUCGGCGAGACCAAGUUCGAGCCCGAUCAUGACGAUGCGAAGAGCUAAGCUUUCAUUUUGUUACCAGAGUAGCAUACAUGCAGUUCGAGGAAGUGGUCACUAUAUGAUGUACGAUUUGAUUCAGGUCAGGUCUGUUGGAGAGAUCAACAAAGCUGAUCAAAAGCGUGGUGUUGCCAGCGGCGCUUGUAAUAGACAAAUGCAUUGAUGGAUGAUAUAGGCACCUAGUGGAGCUCUGGUGUUAUGAGGUUCUUCUCGGGUUUUCUUUGCAGUCUGUUACCAUCCUGUUCUGUGUGUGAUGGGAUUGGGAUUGGGAUAUCGUAUAUGUAUGUGCAUGAUAGAUGUUUAGGCCGGGCUACUUAGAUACAAAUACUAAAACAAAGAUACCAUGAG
Messenger RNA from Fusarium graminearum PH-1, 1425 nucleotides. RefSeq lists its product as uncharacterized. The transcript is spliced from 2 exons. Gene Ontology annotation, biological process: retrograde vesicle-mediated transport, Golgi to endoplasmic reticulum. The coding region runs from base 1 to 1083 and encodes 360 amino acids. The record is from RefSeq and is a predicted model, not a curated record. Gene Ontology annotation, cellular component: membrane; Golgi apparatus. Lineage: Eukaryota; Fungi; Ascomycota; Sordariomycetes; Hypocreales; Nectriaceae.